Messenger RNA from Electrophorus electricus (electric eel), 5439 nucleotides. RefSeq names its product integrin, alpha 3a (gene itga3a). Gene Ontology annotation, molecular function: integrin binding. Gene Ontology annotation, biological process: integrin-mediated signaling pathway; cell-cell adhesion; leukocyte migration. NCBI's taxonomy places the organism in Eukaryota, Metazoa, Chordata, Actinopteri, Gymnotiformes, Gymnotidae. Gene Ontology annotation, cellular component: integrin complex; external side of plasma membrane. The record is from RefSeq and is a predicted model, not a curated record.
UGUGUGUGUGUGUGAUGCGUAGUCGAUCUUCGUUAGUCUGUUUCGCAGUGCAUUACCUUUCGAUCCUUUAACAUCAGGUGAUUUUCGUGUUUGCACCGAGAGGCUGGUUUGUCUGGGCUGUCCGUUGUCAAGGUGCCCGGACUCAAGGUGCCUUCGAUGAAGUCGUCAGCCAGUCUGUUCUGAUUUCCACAUAUGGCAGUCUACCACCCCGGAAGAAGAAUGACUAAUCUGCAGACUGUAGAUACUUAACGCCUGAACGUGACCGCUGAAGAGCAGAAACAGCGGUGAGAAGGUAGCGCGUCCAGCGGAGAAUACGGAAACUCGCCGACGUACAGCUCUACAGAGUACAAAAUGAAAACCACUUCACAACCGUGUCGUGUAUCCUCAAAGUAUCCCUACCUCCUGUUGCUUCUUUUUCUGUGCGCUGUUAGUCGCUGUUGCGCCUUCAAUUUGGACGUGAGAUUCUCCGUUGUAAAGGAAGGAAAGACACCGGGCAGUUUAUUCGGACUGUCGGUCGCGCUACAUCAGCAAGUUGUGGGGGACAACAGAUACCUUCUGCUUGUAGGGGCCCCAAAGGAAAGAGCAGAACCUUCUUUGUCAGCCAAUGAGACUGGAGAUAUGUUUGCUUGUCCAAUCAGCACAAACCCCAAAGACUGCAUACAAGCAAACUUAGUCAGCUCAGACCCUCCUCAACCAGACGAGAUUGUAGAGGGCAUGUGGCUCGGUGUGUCGGUAGCCAGUCAGGGUCAACCAGGAGGGCGGGUCAUGGCUUGUGGUCAUCGCUACACAAGAAACAUGGACAGGGGUACAAACCUACGCAUGAUUGGGAGGUGUUACAUAGCCGGGAAUGACUUGACCUUGGACCCAGAUGGAGAUGACCAGUGGCAGUUGAAAAAUGAAGUGUGUGACCCCAACACCAACCAUCUUAGAGAAGGCAUGUGCAACAUGGGGAUCUCAGCUACUAUCACACAGACAGAGGUCAUCGCAGGUGCUCCUGGCUGCUAUAACUGGCAAGGAAAUUCAUUUGUGAUUUACAGAAACCCUGACGACAUGUAUGACACUCAGGAGACCAAGUUUCCAGACAUGAAUGAUGGAAAUAUAUAUAUGGGCUAUUCUGUGGACAAACAGAGUGGAGUACUGAGCCCAGAUGAAGACACAGUGGUGACCGGAGCUCCCAGACACCAGUCCAAAGGGUCUGUCAUCCUGGCUAAGAGCGUCAGGAAGGAGAACAGCCUUCCUGAGCUGCAGAAGCAGUUCACUCUGGAUGGGGAGCAGGUCGGCUCCUAUUUUGGCAGUAGCUUUGCUGUUGUGGAUCUCAAUAAUGAUGGGUGGAAGGAUCUCGUAGUUGGAGCCCCGUUUUAUUUCAAUCGGAGAGCAGAAGAGGGCGGUGCAGUGUAUGUCUUUAUGAACGACAACGGCUCCUUCCUUAAGAAAACUGACACAGUGUUCACAGGGCCCAGAAACUCAGGGUUUGGUAUGGCUGUUGCAGCUAUUGGCGAUGUUAAUCAAGAUGGCUUCCAAGACUUUGCAGUCGGUGCACCCUAUUAUGGCUCAGGCAGGGUUUGUGUAUGGAUGGGCAGCCAAACUGGCAUUUCGAACAAACCUAGUCAGGUGAUUGAGGGGAAAGACAUUACUAAUGGUGGCUUCCGGACAUUUGGCUACUCCAUCAGUGGGGGCCUGGAUGUUGACAGGAACAGCUAUCCUGAUGUUGUGGUUGGAUCCUUAGAUGAUCGUGUGGCCUUGCUAAGGGCCCGUCCGGUGAUCCACCUAAAGAAAACUUUCACUGUGACGCCCCCUACUGUUGACCCUAAUGACUGCGACUCCUGUAUUGUGGUGAAAAUAUGCUUCUCCUACACACUCAGCACCGGGGACUCAAGCUUCAAGAAGAACAUUACUGUGAAGUUUACCGCAGAGGCCGAUCUACUUCGCCGGUCAUCCGUCAGCCGUGUCCGUUUCCUUAGCAACAAUAAGAACAGCCACACUGGUUACUUGUCCAUGCAAUCAGAGGACUGUCAGACUCUUAUCCUUGGAGUGGUGAAGCCAGUCCGGGACAAAGUUGCACCUCUUUCCUUCUCUCUCAACGUGUCCCUGUACGAGCCUGAGCCCAGUUCUCCACAGCAGCUGCAGAGUCUGGAUGCCUUUCCCGUGAUCAGCCAGCAGGAGGCGCUCACGGAGAGGACGGAGAUUCACUUCCAGAAAGCCUGUGGACCAGACAACAAGUGUGAAAGCAACCUGCAGAUCACAGCCAUGUUUGCAAAAAACCAGCAGGAGAUUUUCCCAGUUCGGGACGGCCAGCAGGUCCUGCUCUAUGACUCCAGCAUCAAGAAACUCAGUCUGCUGGUUAAUGUGACCAACGCUCCCACUGCAGAGAGACCAGCAGAAGACGCCCACAAUGCUGUUCUCAACAUCACCAUUCCACCCUCCCUCAGAUACUCCGGCCUCAGAUCUUUGAGUUCAGCGAUUGAAUGCAGUCCUGAAGGCAAUGUUAUUCUGUGUGAACUGGGGAACCCUUUUACUACCAAUCAAAUGGUUGAUUUUGCAAUAAUCUUUGAGACAUCUGGGAUCACAUUGGACACCCAAGAAAUUAAGUGUGAUCUGCAGCUCUCAACGCUGAGUAUACAGAGUGAUUUAAUGCCACUCACCAAAGUGCUCCUGGUGGAGUACACCCUGCAGGUGUCUUUUACAGAUUUCUCCCAGGAAGUUCAGACUGAGUUCAGUGGGGAGGUCGUCGGUGAAUCAGCCAUGAAAUCCACUAGUGAUAUCGGAAGCCCAGUGAAGUUCAUCUUUACGGUGAAUGUGGAAGGGAAACCUCUGGAGGAUCUGGGUCAUCUGCAGGUGGACUUUGAGUGGCCCAGUGAGGUGGAGAAUGGGAAGUGGCUUCUGUACCUGUCAGAAAUCAAGAUGACGGGCACCUCAAACUCCAUUUGUGUUCCACCAGGAGACAUUGUGAACCCACUCAACCUCCUGGUGUCCGAGCGUCAGAAGGAGCGGAGGAAGAGGGAGGAUGAAGGCUCUCCUGAGUCUGUCCACUCAGUCACACAACCCUCUCUUAACCUGCAGGGCGGCCGUAAGAGAUUUUCCUUGAGCUGUGGGAGAGGAGCACGAUGUCAGACCUUUAGCUGUGCGUUACACAACAUGAACAACUCGGCCAUGCUGACGGUCCAAGCGCGCCUGUGGAACAGCACCAUGCUGGAGGAUUACAAAGAGGCUUCGACUGUGGAUGUUUAUAGCCUGGCUACUCUGAAGCUUAUCACAGACAAACCCACCAUCAGGAUGGCCAAUCAAACAGCCAGUUUCUCAGUGAAGAUAACACCAGCAGGGCAACACGAGACUGCAUAUGAAGUUCCCCUGUGGAUCGUCAUCGUGUCUGUGCUGGCUGGAGUUGUUCUGCUGGGCCUCAUUAUUUUGCUCUUAUGGAAGUAUGGAUUCUUCAGAAGGGCACUAUCCUUCAGGACCAUGCCCAGGUACCACGCUAUCAAGAUCCACAAGGAUGAGAACUACCGCCUUAGUCAGGGAUGCCUGAUUAAAGACUUUAGCAAGAAGCACUGGAUCACAAACUGGACAGAAAUGCAACAGUAUCACUGAGUAGAGACCCCCCGCCCCCAAACAAGAGUGGGAGAGACUCCAUCCACCAUGAGCUGCAGCGUCUACAGAUGUUCCUUUCAACCCUACCUGAUUUCACAAGAGCUGAUCUCUCUGACACAGGAGGCCCAGGUAAUAAACCCAGGUGGUGUCCUGCAGGGGUGGAGCCAUGUCAAAGUGGUUGUAGUUUGCUAACUAAUCACUUUCCCACCAGCGACAUUCCGGUGCUCAUGUUGGAGCAUGUUCAUGUUCAGGACAAAUGAUUACGUGUCUGGAUGUGGGUGAUUCCUAGCCCCGAAAAAGCAGGUGGCCUAUAAAGAAGAAGAUAUCAAAACAUCAUAUAUUAUGUUCUUUGUUUCCACAUUUUAGUUUUUGCAUCUCUGACUCUUUCAGCGUCUCAGAGGGAUUGCCAUAGACAGCGAUUGUGUGCAGAACACGUGUUUUGUUUAUUGUUAUGUUAUGAAUAUGUACAGUUAUUAAGUAGCAACUGUGCUGGCAGUAUAUGCAAAAUACAGACAGAUUAAAUUAAUCAAAAUAUCGAAUUUCUGGAAAAUAGAGGCUAAACAAUUUUACAAGUGACACCAAAACCCUACAAGAAAAGGCUAUGGCAGAACUACACCAAUUUUUCUGACCCAAAAACAGUUCAAGAUUUUAACAUCCAUACUUGCCCCCUGUUGGUGGAAAGGAUUUUAGAAGGUUCUAGGUUUGAACCCCGCUGAUGUAUAAUAGCACUGCGCUCCUAACUGACCAUUUCUCUGGUAAUACGCUACUCUCCCUGCAGGAGGCUGUUUUUACUCUUAAACUUGUGUUUACACCUGGGUUUACAUUCCGGUUUAGACUCGUGUUUACACUUGGGUUUAGACUUUGGACUAACAGACACUGCUGCACUUGGUGGACCCAGAUGUUUAUGGAACAAUUUGUAUUAGGAAAGAGUUUGUAUUACAUAACUGUGACUACUAAAUUAAUAGGACUUAGUAAAGAAAAUAAAAGUGUAUUUGAACUGGUUAACAGGUAGAUAUGAUCCAUUUAUGGGUUUGUUGAUGCACUCUAAGGCCAUCCACCAUGGAGACUCCAUACAGCAGAACUGUACAUCACCUUCAUGUCCAUAUGUCAUAUCUGUGGUAUUGUAAAUACUUUGCUUCUUGUACUUAAUGGUGUAGCUGAAAAAUUAAUAUCAAAGCAGGUUUUUUCUUUUUUCACAGUAAGGCUAUGGGCUUCGAAGAUGUGUCAAAAGUCUACUUAAAAUGUGGAUUAUAGUCAUACCUUUCUACUGUUAUAGUUAAAGACUUUUACUGUAGGGCACUGGCUGUUUGCUCCUACAUGACCUAAACAUUUCGCAUUGUACUGCUUUGUACACUGUACUAUUACUGCUGUUUGGUAAUAUUGUAUUAGAGGGAUAUGUUUACAAAUAUUUGAUUUUAAAUCAACUGCCUGGAAUGAAUGUAACGAUUACAGGGUAAAUGUCAGAUCAAAAGCAACAUAAUUUAUAAUGUAGAAAAAUCCUGUUCAACACAAUCAGUCCAGUCAGCUAAAUGCCAUAAACGUAAAUGUAAAUGUAAAUCCAGUGAGGAUUCGUUAUCCAGAUGGAGGUAAUAUUUGCCAGAAUCACUUUUGCAAUUUGACUUUUUGAGUGAAAACAUCCUGUGUUUUAUAUAGUGAUUUAUUUUUGUAUUCAUGGUAUUUUGUAAAAGAAAAGAUUGAAGUUUACACCUCACAUUUGACCUUUUGUGUUCUGUGUUUUAUUGUUUUAAGGAACUUGCAUACUUUGUCUGUUACAUGUGCUUGCAGUAUCUUUGUACAUCAUCCUUUUGUGGAUAUUUGGUGUUAAAAUAAAUCUACCAGUAGCUGUUGUAAAAA